This is a messenger RNA of Megalopta genalis, 1725 nucleotides long. RefSeq names its product ribosome biogenesis protein WDR12 homolog. The record is from RefSeq and is a predicted model, not a curated record. NCBI's taxonomy places the organism in Eukaryota, Metazoa, Arthropoda, Insecta, Hymenoptera, Halictidae. Gene Ontology annotation, molecular function: protein binding.
ACGUACGCAGACGCCAACCCCCCACCACGCAGACUUUGAAUUCGACGUCGCUUCGGUUCCCGCUUGCGUUGUGCAGAAGCGGCCACCCGUACGAGUAGGACCAAGCCUCUCUUUGUGCGUAAAGUUCACGUUGAACCGAUCGAAUCUCGGCUCUGGAGAAGCGAUAUCGGCCGCCUGGACGUUCGAAGGAACCAGUUUGUCGUUCGAGAGAUCGUCGUUGUCACGAGUUGAUCCAACAAAUUCGCGGAAUGGCCGCGAACGAGUCGCACGACUGCAAUGUUGCGAUUAAAAUAGGACCGUUCGUUAAACGAGACGAUGGCGACGAAUAUCUGCCGUUGGAGAUGACAAUUCAUGGAUAUGGCUCAGCGUGGAUCGAGACGGAGCUCAAGAAGCGCGAGGACAAUACAUUCGACUACGGCUACAAAUUUUCGUUGUAUAAGAAUAAUAUAGAAGUCGACAACUCUCAACCGAGUAGCCAUGAGGGGUCACCGUAUACCCGAAAGACGACGUACAAUUUACAAAGUUUGAAUGCCGAGGAACAGUUGUUGGUGAAACACAUGGCUGCGCAAUUGUGCAAAGACAUUGCCAAGCACGCGAAACCGAAGAAACAGCGCCAAAAAGUCGAACGGAACGACAAAAAUGCUUCUACGGAGGGAGUAAAAACUGUUACAUUCGGUAAAGAGUAUUCGAAACCGAGGAUACAAAGACAGCUUAAGCAUACCCAAACCGUAAGCGCUGUUGCCGUUUGCGAAGAAUGGAUAUUGACCGGUUGUUCCGACGGCUCGUUGCAUAUCUGGACUUACAAAGGUAACCAUCGCAUUGGAGUCCGUGGACACAAGACAGUCAUCGUUGAUGUACAAUGGGUGUCUAUGAAGCAAAAUAUUGCUAUGUUCAUUAGCGCAUCGAAGGAUGGAGCAGUUAUAAUAUGGGUGUGCAAUAUGCUGAAGAAUUCUAUAGUGUUUCGCACGUAUUGUUCGCACGAUUCCAAGGGCGUGUUUAAUACGUUAAACGUGCUUAACGUUCAUCCGAACAAAACUAUACUGGCUGUCGGAGGAUGGGACGGCUUGCUGAAAUUUUGGACCACAUCCACUCAAGAUAGAAAGAAACUCACCAAAAAUUCGGCGCGUAGACCAAAGACGAUCAUUAAAAAUCUGGACGGUCAUAAAGACGUCGUCACCGGUAUCGCCUGGUCGGAGAAAAACGAGGUUGUAUCGUGCUCGUUCGACGAGACGAUCAAGGUAUGGGAUUACGAAUCGGGCAGGAUCAUACACGAUCUUGGCGGUGGCGAAUGUUUUUACAGCCUCGAUUAUUCGCCGUUACGUCGUUCUAUACUGGCGACCACCCACGACAAGAUUAGGUUGUACGACCUGAGAGACACAGGUAACAGCACGAUCGUGAAGAAAGUGUUCGCUUAUCACAAGGAGCCUGUGAAAUCUUUAAGAUGGUCGCCCGUGGAUCAGAAUCUGUUUAUUUUAGGAGGCGCUCGCAUGCAACUUUGGGACAUCAGACGUCCCAGAACACCACUGUACGAUCUACGCGAUCACCAGAAGGACGUGUUGUGCUGCGAUUGGUCGAAUCCAAAAAUGUUGGCAUUCGGCGGUGAGGACAAAAUCGUAAGGUUAUAUAAAUUUACACGCGUCUAACGUUAUCUAAAUUUACCGAUAAUUAUAUGCAUUUCAUAACAGUGUUCAAUAAAUCAAAAGUUUUUUUUCUGCCUUCUAAUAA